AUGAUGGUGCAUUGUGCGGGCUGCGAGAGGCCGAUUUUGGACCGGUUCCUGCUGAACGUCUUGGACAGGGCAUGGCACAUCAAAUGCGUCCAGUGCUGCGAGUGCAAGUGCAACCUCACCGAGAAAUGCUUCUCCAGGGAAGGCAAACUCUACUGCAAAAAUGACUUUUUCAGGAGGUUUGGUACCAAAUGCGCCGGCUGCUCCCAGGGCAUCUCCCCCAGCGACCUCGUCCGGAAAGCGCGGAACAAAGUGUUUCACCUGAACUGUUUCACCUGCAUGGUCUGCAACAAGCAGCUCUCCACGGGCGAGGAGCUCUACAUCAUAGACGAAAACAAGUUUGUUUGCAAAGAGGAUUACUUGAACUCUCCCACUUUGAAGGAAGGAAGCCUCAACUCAGUGUCCUCAUGUACAGACAGGAGUUUGUCCCCGGAUCUCCAGGACCCCAUGCAGGACGACACGAAGGAGACGGACAACUCGACCUCCUCGGACAAGGAGACCACCAACAACGAGAACGAGGAGCAGAACUCGGGCACCAAGCGGAGGGGGCCCCGCACCACCAUUAAAGCCAAGCAGCUGGAGACCCUCAAAGCAGCCUUCGCCGCCACCCCAAAACCCACCCGCCACAUCCGAGAGCAGCUGGCCCAGGAGACCGGCCUCAACAUGAGAGUCAUCCAGGUCUGGUUCCAGAACCGUCGGUCCAAGGAGCGCCGGAUGAAGCAGCUGAGCGCGCUGGGCGCCCGCCGGCAUGCCUUCUUCCGCAGCCCGCGCAGGAUGCGGCCCCUCGGCGGCCGCCUCGACGAGUCCGAGAUGCUCGGCUCGACGCCCUACACGUACUACGGAGAUUACCAAGGUGACUACUACGGACCGGGAGGCAACUAUGACUUUUUCCCCCACGGGCCGCCCUCCCAAGCCCAGUCCCCGGCCGACUCCAGCUACCUUCAGAACUCAGGACCCGGCUCCACACCCCUGGGACCCUUGGAGCCCCCCUUAAGCGGACACCACUCCUCAGAAAACCAAAGGUACACGGAUAUGAUCUCGCAUCCCGACACCCCCAGCCCCGAGCCGGGGAUGACCGGCUCGCUGCACCCCAUCCCAGGGGAGGUCUUCAGCGGGGGGCCCAGCCCACCCUUCUCCAUGUCCAGCAAUAGCGGCUACAGCGGGGCCCUCUCGCACCCCAACCCGGAGCUCAGCGAGGCAGCGGUGUGGUAG
Molecule: messenger RNA, 1209 nt
Organism: Melopsittacus undulatus (budgerigar)
Lineage: Eukaryota; Metazoa; Chordata; Aves; Psittaciformes; Psittaculidae
Gene: LHX5
Product: LIM homeobox 5
Exons: 5
Coding region: 1-1209 (402 amino acids)
Biological process (GO): regulation of transcription by RNA polymerase II; neuron differentiation
Cellular component (GO): nucleus
Molecular function (GO): RNA polymerase II transcription regulatory region sequence-specific DNA binding; DNA-binding transcription factor activity, RNA polymerase II-specific; zinc ion binding
Source: RefSeq, a predicted model, not a curated record